AGCACAUCUAACUCAGCAGCAACGAACGCCCCAUCAACCGUUGCGAGGGAAUCUCUCUGUCAUCUCCUUCGCGGGUGUACGCUGAUCUGAUGAGUACAGCAGUCACGGCAUUGGGUGUACGAGCCACACGGCAGCAACGUGCGUGUGGGAUGACAGAGCGCGCACCAGUACACUGCUGUACAGCAGCUGCUUGCGUGGUGUGCGUGAUGUGUGUGGGUGUUCUGCAGUGUGCCGCUACCAACAGGCUCUGCCACCGGCCCUUUCCUGCUCUCGGUGUUGCCUGCGAGCUAUGUCGUGGGGGCGUGUACCUGUUUUCGUACAAGGUCGCGCAACAUUACCGACGAGAAGCGCCAACACCAAAAAACCGCCUUUUUCCCUGGCAUGGAAUACUCGCAUCUUGGGGGUAGGGAUUACUGCCAUCAUGAAUCGUCGGAGCCCCUGGAGCAACAAGGUGGACUCGGUGCUACUGCUGUUGUGCCCAGCGUUGCCGGUGUGCUCAGCUGCGAGGCCAGUGUCGAAGAGCGCCGUCUGCAAGAGGCAAAGCACAAUGAGAAUCGGAGAUCAUGCUCUGGUGCUGGUGUCCGCGCUGGGUUUGGGGGAGAUGGGAGUGCUCGGUAAGGGUAUAGCUGCGGCAAAGACUUACCAACUGGCCGUCCCCGCUGCUGAAUCUGCUCGACCUCGAGGGAACCUUGGCAGCGAAAGAGCUUGCGGCUGCGGCAGUGCUCGGCGGUUGCACCGGGGUUUCGCUUCGAGGGGGAGGCGUGUUGCGCUGGGGUUGCGGGGAGGGGCACUCGCGGUGUCGGACCGGUACAACGCGCGGAUGCAAGUCAUGAUAACGAGGAACAUGCGAAAGGUUUUGAUGGAUGAGCUCGGCUAUGCCGCGGAUGAGGUGGACGACAUGGACCCUCAGAUAGCGGCGGUCGUGAUCGAGAAGUCGCUGCCCAGGCCACGAGCAGGCGAGGAAUGCAUGCCGAUCGCGUGGCGGCGGAGCAUCAGACAGACGGGGAGCUCCUCUAACCCCGUCCAACUCCUCGCCGGAGUUGUCCUUGCUGCGGUAGGGGCCGUCGUAAACGGAGUCGUGGCGGUGGCGGCGUUCCCAUUUGUUGCAGCGGGGAAAGGCGUCGGGGCGGCGAAGGCGGGUGGGGUUAAGGGGGCCGCAGUGACGUUGCUGGCGUUGAGCGUGAUGACGGCGGUGCUCGUGACGUCGUCAGCAUCGGUCGGGGAUGCUGACCAUAAAUACCCCGGAGCGGCCUGCCUCCGCUCGUUGGGCGAGAACGUUGCAUCUGCAAAGCCCUUGGUGCUGUCGAGGGGAAAGGGCGGCGGCAGCACCAGCACAGACAGACUGGAUGGUAGAAACGGCCGUGCUGUGACCUCUGGUGAUACCGCGAAGACCACGGGAAGUGCUGCGGGACGGCGAUGGCUCGGGGCAAGGAACAGCGCAAAUAAUCCCGACGCCAGAAAUACGCCAAAAGUUGGCGAGGAGUCUUCAUCCGCCGCCCAGAAGGAGAAAAGGCCUCACGCAACCGCCCCAAAGGGCAAGGGGGUAUUUCUCAACAAUCAACACCGCGUGGGACAAGACGGGCGCAGAGAUCGCCAUGAAGAAACGCGCCGGCAGGAAGGGAACGGCGGAAAUCUCCCGGAACCUACUUCCCACAACGCUGCCGGUGAGGGUCUGCGGGGGGAGCGCUUGCCGGAGGGGUCGUCGUGGCCGGCGAGUAGCCGGGGGUUGAGGGGAGCGCGAGUGAAGCGCGGCACGCCAAAAGGUGGUGAAGUCUACAAGAGUGAACCGCUCCUGGCAGCAGCAGUUGAUGCAGGCGAAGAGGUUUUGCAAGGAGGAGGAGGUGGCACUCUGCUCAAAGCCUGCGCCGGAUGCUGUUUCCCAGAUGCCCCGCCGGUAGGCCUGAACGCUGAGGGAGCUGUAACGUUCGAGAAACUACCUCCGGCGCCGCCCGCGCCCGACACAAUCGGCGUGCUCGAUGAAAAAGAGAAGGAGUCUCCGUGGAAUGAACCGACCCCCCCCCGGUGGGGGCGGAGGCCUAUGCCUGAACACAUCCCAAGCGAAGAGGAGAUGGAAGCGUGGGAUACCAAAAUGGCAGUGUUCGACACGUGGCUUGAUCGGGCAAUCAACGGCGUCAUGGGGUCGUUGUUUGGUGGGGGUGACGACAAGGUCGACGGCGACUAGCCGAGGAAGAGGUAUCCUUCCAGGGCAUCCCGAUUGCGCUGCGAGGGAAGAAAGAUGCACGAAAAUCUUGGAACUUUUUUUCGAGUCUUGAAAAUGUCCAUCAAUCGAAGCUUGUCCUCCAGACGAGUCACAAGCGCAUCUUCGCAUCGGCGGCAGAUCGUACUCGAAACGAUUGCGUGUCGAGGUCAAGCACGAUUGAUAAAUGGACUCGGUCGCGUUUGUCCCGAGCCCCGCUUUCACGUCGCUGGGACGGGGGGAGCAUUUCACUCCAGAUUAAGCCUUUGCGGUUGGUUGGAUGAUACCUGAAACCCAACCCCUCUCUUGUCUAUCCUCGCUAGGGUUUGUGUUUUCAUUGUACCGUGUGGCGGAUUUCCGUAUUCUUAAGCCCGCUGCUGCUGAUUGGGGUCGGUCGGCAUCGCCAGCAGCUUUCAACCGACCAACCGAAAGCUCGAACAAAUGCGAUUGCUGCUUGCCACUGGGAUGGGCAAAGAUCGAUCGGGGCAGGAAAGCGAGUGGCGCACCUUACACCUGCCUGUUGCGAUGAUAGGGAGAUUUGGGUUUUCUGCUGCACGACGUGCAGGAUGGCUCGUGGCAGAAUGGGAGAACAACGUCUACCCUGCGGAACGGAAAUGUAGUAAUACUCCAUGACAGGUUCGAAACGAGCAUGCCUACUGCCAUGAUUUUUUUUCCAAGACUGUGCACGUAGAGGACCCGUUGCUGUGCGCGUAUCCGCUUGACAAAACUCGACUCGUUGUGCUUCCAAUGACUUCACCAGUUUUGCAGUACUCGAAUCGUUGUGCUUUCAGGGACUUGAGGAGUUUUUGGUCAGGGGUGACAGCCAAGGGGAAAUAAUCCACCGUGGAUGUGCCGAAACUGUGCGUCGUUGCUUGUUGGCGUCGCCGUUUGUCCGGCAAAAAGUUGCGGAGCGAGAAAGUGAAUGUUGUCUUCGUGCACCAUGUGCUGCUCGGACGAGUUUAUGACGCACGUGGACGGAAAGCAGUAAGUAGACGCAUCGGCAUCUUCGGCAGGGGAAAAUACCUCGGUCUUGUGGAACGAGCUGUUUUCUUUUACGGUUUCCAUGUGUGCUUUCUCCCAAGCCUUGUACUUGUGACGCUUAUCCCGCUUUCGCUAAUGGUAUCCACGUGUCUCAUGAACCUGACAUCUGUGCUUUUUGGAUACGGAACCCAACGGAACAGGCGAUGAACAGCGAAUGCUCUGAAGCCGUU
Molecule: messenger RNA, 3408 nt
Organism: Ectocarpus sp. CCAP 1310/34
Lineage: Eukaryota; Phaeophyceae; Ectocarpales; Ectocarpaceae
Source: the annotation of a GenBank genome assembly